AUGGAUAUUGAAGAAUAUGUUAAGAAUUUGGUAAAUAAAGAAAUUGAACAAAAAAUUGAACAACUUAAAGAAGAAAUUCGUUCUGGCAAAUUAUUUACUUUACAACCUCCAACAUCGAAUACUACUUCAAAUGAGAAUACUUCGACUGAUGUUUCUGAGCCAAAACAAAAUAAUUUUAAUGAGGGUCGUCCAUCGAGUACUGUAAAGCGUUAUAUUCCUCCAAGUAUGCGUCAACGUACUCGUGAAAUUGUUGAUUUGCAAUUGGAGAAAGACAAACUUCGUUAUAGCAAUAAGACAGGAUAUAGCAAUAAAGACAGGAUUCCUUCUUUAAAUGAAUGUUUUUCUCAUUUAAAUAUUUGUGCAAUUAAUCCAAAAGCCGGCAAAUGGAAUACUUCUAAUUCAGUCAAAACAACGGCAAAACCUUUACUUACUUCAAUUAUUCAAUAUAAUUUGGAUAUUUUUAAAAAUGUUGAAGAUAAACGGUCUGUUGAGGAAUGGUUUAAUUAUGCUGAGAAAAAGUGUGAAAAUGGAGAAUUUAGUUUAAAUCCGCUUAUUAGUGUGAGAGAGACUUCGCGUGUUUCCAAGUCUGAGGUUAAUCUUUCCAACCGUUUCAAAUUUUGAUUUUGACAAGAAAGGAGGUUAAGGAUAAGAAAGAGGUUUUUAGGAGUUAUUCU
This is a messenger RNA of Meloidogyne enterolobii, 674 nucleotides long. The record is from the annotation of a GenBank genome assembly. Lineage: Eukaryota; Metazoa; Nematoda; Chromadorea; Rhabditida; Meloidogynidae.